AUGCACCUCCCGCACGCGAGCCCUCCGGCCCCCAGCAUGGCGGACGUUUAUGCUCAUAUCCAUGAGUACUACCGGCAGAGUCACGGCGACCUGGUGCAGACUGGCUCCCCAGCCGUGCUGUGCUCUGUGCUGCCCGGCCACUGGAGGUCCAACAAGUCGCUGCCGGUGGCUUUCAAGGUGGUGGCUCUGGAUGAUGUGCAGGAUGGCACCCUGGUCACGAUUAAGGCUGGAAAUGAUGAAAAUUCUAUGGCUGAAUUGAGGAACUGUACGGCGGUGAUGAAGAACCAGGUCGCGAAGUUUAACGACCUGAGGUUCGUGGGUCGCAGUGGACGAGGGAAGUCAUUCUCCCUAACUAUCACCAUCAGCACGUUCCCCAGCCAAGUGGCCACCUACAUGAAAGCUAUCAAAGUCACCGUUGACGGACCCAGAGAGCCAAGAACUAAACAAAAUUAUGGCUACGGUCACCCGGGUGCAUUCAGCCCGUUUCUAUUGAACCCCGGCUGGCUGGAUGCGGCGUACCUCAACUAUGCGUGGGCUGACUACUUCAGGCCGCCGCAAAUACGAGACCAGACCGCCUCGCUCGUAAAAGGUGGCCCAGGCGCAAUAACAACACCCCCCGUGACGUUACCAGGAGCAGAACUCUUCCCCUUCGCGCCAGCGAUGGCUAACUUGCCAACAGGAGGCUUAAUACCACCUCCUGGUGCUUUUCUACCACCAAAUGGUCUCCUUCCGUUCGGACCACAUCCAGCAGACCUAGCAAUGAAGUCCUUACCACCCGAAUUAUCACUAAAGAGUAGCAUCAGUCCUUACGAAGCGUUGAGACACUUACAAAGCAACGUCUCUUCAAUGGAUACAUCGAGUGCUAGACUUUCUCCAACAAGCAGUAGACAAAGUGGAAGCCCAAGAAGCAUUGCCAAUGCUAGCCCCGACAGAUCUAAAGCUGAUUCAAAAUCGGAGGUCAAUUCGAUGCAUGACGCGACGAUCACUGACGAAUCUGAUGAAGAACCUAUUGAAGUAGUGAAGUCAGCUUUCCAUCCCACACGACCAGCGAAUGUUGAGCUGCAGGAGAUGAAGAGAGUGCAGGCAGCCGACUCUACGGUGGCGGACAGACCACGCGUCCGUAAUGAACUGAAAGCACCUUCGCAGCGCAGCGCACGAGUUCUUUCUUCUAGUCCUACAUCCACUAAGAUCUCAAACGGCACGAUACCGACACAUAAAUCAGUAUGGCGUCCGUAUUGA
Messenger RNA from Spodoptera littoralis (African cotton leafworm), 1239 nucleotides. NCBI's taxonomy places the organism in Eukaryota, Metazoa, Arthropoda, Insecta, Lepidoptera, Noctuidae. The record is from the annotation of a GenBank genome assembly.